Molecule: messenger RNA, 1605 nt
Organism: Euleptes europaea (tarantolino)
Lineage: Eukaryota; Metazoa; Chordata; Lepidosauria; Squamata; Sphaerodactylidae
Product: zinc finger protein OZF-like
Exons: 4
Coding region: 1-1605 (534 amino acids)
Source: RefSeq, a predicted model, not a curated record
AUGGUUUCAAGAGAUCCUUUGCCGUGUUUCGUGGCAGUCCUGUGGUUUACGUGUUUGUGUGAGUUUUCCACCUUUGCAUCAGUUGCAGAUGUGAGGGAGAUGGUGAGUGAAAAGGAAUCAGGAAGGAGCGUUUUGGAAAAAGAUGAAGAUCUGCAGGUGGAAGUGAAAUCUGGGGAUCAAGUGGUACGAAAGCAGGACUGCAGAAGAAAAUGUGAAGUAAAAGAGCAGCAGAGGAAGAAAUUGGUUGGCUGUCAGAGCAGACAAUGUGGAAAUAAGUUCCACAGGAGAAGUGCACUAAAAGCACAUGAAAGGAUACACUCAGGGGAGAAGCCAUACAAAUGCUUGGAGUGUGGAAAGUGCUUCUCUGUGUCUUGGGUCCUUAGUACACAUCAAAGGGUUCACACAGGGGAGAAGCCAUAUAAAUGCUUGGAGUGUGGAAAGUGCUACUCUCAGAAUGGCCACCUAAUUUCACAUCAUAAGGUUCACACAGGGGAGAAGCCAUAUAAAUGCUUGGAGUGUGGAAAGUGCUACUCUCAGAAUGGCCACCUAAUUUCACAUCAUAAGGUUCACACAGGGGAAAAGCCAUAUACAUGCUUGGAGUGCGGAAAGUGCUUCUCUCUCAGUAGGUCCCUAACUUCACAUCAAAGGGUGCACACAGGGGAAAAGCCAUAUAAAUGCUUGGACUGUGGAAAGUGCUUCUCUCACAAUAGCAUUCUAAUUAAACAUAAAAGGGUUCACACAAGGGAGAAGCCAUACAAAUGCUUGGAGUGUGGAAAGUGCUUCUCUCAGAAUAGCAACCUAACUGCACAUCAAAGGGUUCACAGAGGGGAGAAGCCAUACAAAUGCUUGGAGUGUGGAAAGUGCUUCUCUCAGAAUAGCACCCUAAUUCAACAUAAAAAGGUUCACACAGGGGAGAAGCCAUAUAAAUGCUUGGAGUGUGGAAAGUGCUUCUCUCACAAUAGCUCCCUAACUAAACAUGAAAAGAUUCACACAGGGGAGAAGCCACACAAAUGCUUGGAGUGUGGAAAGUGCUUCUCUCAGAAUAGCACCCUAACUCAACAUAAAAAGGUUCACACAGGGGAGAAGCCAUAUAAAUGCUUGGAGUGUGGAAAGUGCUUCUCUUACAACAGGAGCCUGCUUGAACAUAAAAUGGUUCACACGGGGGAGAAGCCAUAUAAAUGCUUGCAGUGUGGAAAGUGCUUCUUUACAAAUGGCAGCCUUAGUGCACAUAAAAAGGUUCACACAGGGGAGAAGCCAUACAAAUGCUUGGAGUGUGGAAAGUGCUUCUCUAACAGUAGCAUUCUAAUUACACAUAAAAGGGUUCACACAAGGGAGAAGCCAUACAAAUGCUUGGAAUGUGGAAAGUGCUUCUCUCAAAAUAGCCACCUAAUGUCACAUAAAAAGGUUCACACGGGGGAGAAGCCAUAUAAAUGCUUGGAAUGUGGAAAGUGCUUCUCUCAGAAUGGUGACCUAGUUUCACAUCAUAAGGUUCACACAGGGAAGAAGCCAUAUAAAUGCUUGGAGUGUAGAAAAUGCUUCGCUUGUAAUAGCAUCCUAAGUGAACAUCUAAAGGUUCACGCACGGGAGAAAGCAUACAAAUGUUAG